Messenger RNA from Entrophospora candida, 239 nucleotides. Lineage: Eukaryota; Fungi; Glomeromycota; Glomeromycetes; Entrophosporales; Entrophosporaceae. The record is from the annotation of a GenBank genome assembly.
ACCACAAGCUAACAUAGCUAUUAAAAAUAAUUAUCAUUUGAUUUCAAGUAGAUGUGCUUGUCAUAAAAAGGAAUAUGAUUUGGCACUUAUUAUAUUAGGAGUUGGUGAAGUUAAAAAAGACAUAAUAUCUGGUAUAACUGUGGAAGUACAAAUUGCCAUAGCAAAAGCAAGGCUUGAAUCUUGGGUAAAAAUCAAUGAACCAAUUCUUGGCACUUAUGAAUCUAAUGUGAAACAAUUAU